Molecule: messenger RNA, 1648 nt
Organism: Medicago truncatula (barrel medic)
Lineage: Eukaryota; Viridiplantae; Streptophyta; Magnoliopsida; Fabales; Fabaceae
Product: 7-deoxyloganetin glucosyltransferase
Exons: 2
Coding region: 67-1524 (485 amino acids)
Molecular function (GO): quercetin 7-O-glucosyltransferase activity; quercetin 3-O-glucosyltransferase activity
Source: RefSeq, a predicted model, not a curated record
GAUAUACAUAAGCAAUAGUCAAUGUCUUUGUAUUGAGGGCAUUAACACACACUAGAAUUUUCAGAGAUGAGUAGUUUUGCAAACAAAAAACCACAUGCUGUGUUGAUUCCAUAUCCAGUUCAAGGCCAUAUCAAUCCAUUAUUCAAACUAGCAAAGCUUCUUCACCUUAGAGGCUUUCACAUAACCUUUGUCAACACUGAAUACAAUCAUAAACGCUUGCUCAAAUCAAGAGGUCCUAAUGCUCUUGAUGGUUUCGCUGAUUUUUGCUUCGAGACUAUUCCCGAUGGUUUAACUCCAGUGGAAGAUGAUGAUGGUAAUGUUAGUCAAGACAUACUCUCUCUUUGUAAAUCAAUCAGAAAAAACUUCCUUCACUUCUUUCGCGAACUUCUUGCUAGACUUGACGAGUCUGCCAAUUCUGGUCUUAUCCCUCCAGUAACUAGCUUAGUUUCUGAUUGUUACAUGUCAUUUACCAUACAAGCUGCUGAAGAAUAUGCACUCCCAAUCCUUCUUUAUUCGCCAGGUAGUGCAUGCUCCUUCUUGUCUGUUUCGCACUUUCGCACACUGAUUGACAAAGGUCUAAUACCACUCAAAGAUGAUAGUUAUUUGACAAGUGGAUAUUUGGACAACAAAGUAGAUUGUAUUCCGGGUAUGAAAAACUUUCGACUAAAGGACCUUCCUGACUUUAUAAGAACAAAAGAUCUGAAUGAUUUUAUGGUAGAAUUUUUCAUUGAAGCAGCAGAUCAAUUUCACAGAGCUUCUGCAAUUGUUUUUAACACUUAUAAUGAACUUGAGAGUGAUGUACUGAAUGCGCUCCACUCUAUGUUCCCAUCAUUAUACAGUAUCGGACCAUUACCUUCAUUAUUAAGUCAAACUCCACAUAAUCACUUGGAAUCUUUAGGUUCCAAUCUUUGGAAAGAAGAUACCAAGUGUCUUGAAUGGCUCGAAUCCAAGGAACCUGAGUCUGUUGUUUAUGUGAAUUUCGGCAGCAUUACAGUUAUGACUCCAAAUCAACUGUUAGAAUUUGCUUGGGGUUUGGCCGAUAGCAAGAAACCGUUUUUGUGGAUCAUUAGGCCUGAUCUUGUCAUUGGCGGCUCGUUUAUUUUGUCAUCAGAAUUUGAGAAUGAAAUUUCAGAUAGAGGCCUAAUCACAAGCUGGUGUCCACAAGAGCAAGUACUGAUCCACCCUUCAAUUGGUGGAUUCUUGACUCAUUGUGGAUGGAAUUCAACCACUGAAAGCAUAUGCGCUGGAGUACCAAUGCUUUGUUGGCCAUUCUUUGGUGAUCAGCCAACAAACUGUAGAUUUAUUUGCAACGAAUGGGAGAUUGGACUUGAAAUCGAUAUGGAUGUGAAGAGAGAUGAGGUGGAGAAGCUAGUCAAUGAAUUGACGGUGGGAGAGAAAGGAAAGAAGAUGAGGCAAAAGGCCGUGGAGUUAAAGAAGAAGGCAGAGGAGAACACUAGACCAGGUGGUCGUUCAUACAUGAACCUGGACAAAGUUAUUAAGGAGGUUUUGCUUAAACAAUGUUAACUUAAAAUGUGGUUGUGUAUUCAUCGAUAUCCUCUUGAUUUUGUUUGACAGUCAAUCAAAUAUGAUACAUUUAGUUAUUUGAGUUGACCAAUAUAAGCAAUGACACAUAUAAUUGUAUGAAUAA